Entamoeba invadens IP1 is the source of this 1650-nucleotide messenger RNA. Its product is annotated as pumilio domain containing protein C4G8.03C, putative. Gene Ontology annotation, cellular component: cytoplasm. Lineage: Eukaryota; Evosea; Mastigamoebida; Endamoebidae. Gene Ontology annotation, biological process: post-transcriptional regulation of gene expression. The coding region runs from base 1 to 1650 and encodes 549 amino acids. The transcript has a single exon. The record is from RefSeq and is a predicted model, not a curated record. Gene Ontology annotation, molecular function: mRNA 3'-UTR binding.
AUGGCAAACGCCCCACAAGACAUUGUUCAGCGCCUGCUGUUCAACGAAUCGCGAUCGACGUCUGCGCCGCCACAAGUUGAUCGCACAGGUGCUUCUGAGGUGUUAACAUUAGAAGAGUUAGAGAAGCAGGCGUAUAGGGCGCAUCCGGACUAUCACAUUCUAUAUUUCCAACAGAAGCCACCAGACCCUCGUUUGCCCAAACCGUUAUUUGCUUGGAACUUACCGAAGGGGUAUGAGGCGGUAUUAAAAAAGGCUUACAAACAAACCUUCGACUUCACCAAUAUCAUCAGUGAUCUCAAGAACAGUAACUCUCGCCUUAAAGAAGAGACUCAAAAGACAGACACUGGAGACAACCCUAACCCAGAAGAACACCAAGACUCCUCACAACCUCACAAUCAAGAAAAUUACGCGCCACGCGGGGAAAAGCCCCUUGACGACGACAUCGACGAACGGGAAGAAAGUGAUGACGUGUCCUCCCAAAAUUCAUCGGACGAGGAGGAGAGUGAGGAGGACAACAGUGAGAAUUCAAAUAGCUCGAAUAACACGUCGGACAACGACUCGAAUGUGUCGAGCGGUGAGGAAGAGAGCGACGAGAACUAUUAUCAGAACACUUAUAAUACCUUUGGAUACCCUGUACCAAACUACACAAUGCCCUUCCAAAACACUUAUAUGUACCAAAUGGAACAAAACGCUCCCGCUGACUAUGUUGCGAUGAGUAAAGAACACCACGGCAGUCGUAGUGUCCAACAAAAUAUCGAAAAGGGGACUGCGGAUGAACGACUGACGAUUUGGCGAGCUAUUCAAAGUCAUAUUGUCGAGCUCUCUGCCGACUUGUUUGCAAACUACGUGAUCCAAAAGGCACUUGAAUUUGUCCCCGAGAGUCGUCACGCUGUUCCCGCGCAAAUGAAAAACAAUGUUUUGCGCUUGACAUUGCACAUGUAUGGGUGUCGAGUCGUCCAAAAGGCUGUGGAGUAUGCUGCAAUGAAAGACCGCAAACUUCUUUUUGAAGAAUUGCGAGGACAUUUAGUCCAAUGCAUAGAAGACCAGAAUGGGAAUCAUGUCAUUCAGAAAUGCGUAGAAAAGGGGGAUAGAAGUAUGGUGAUGGAUGUAGUCAAGGCGUUGAAUGGGAUAGUGUUAGAAUGUUGUAGACAUCCAUAUGGGUGUCGAGUAGUUCAAAGGGUAAUAGAAAGUGUCGACUACGACUGUGUAGUCGACUUAUUAAAGAUCAUCGAACCACAGUCGUUGAAUCUGACGGAAGACCAAUAUGGGAAUUAUGUUGUGCAGAAUGUACUGGAGAGAGGGUAUGACAACGACAGACAUAUCAUCUUAACCAAAUUAAAAGGAAAUAUAGUCAGACUCUCAAUGGGAAAGUACUCUUCAAAUGUCAUAGAGAAAUGUUUUAAGCACGCAACACAGAACGAACGCGCACAGAUACUUGAAGAGAUCUAUGUCAACGAUGGGAUAGUCAAAAUGAUGCAGGACCAAUUCGCAAAUUAUGUGGUUCAGAAAAUUAUCGAGGCGGUUAAUGAUGUGGAUAGAGAGAAGAUCGUCGAAGGGUUCAUUAAGCCAAACAUCGCGCUGCUCAAAAAGGUGUCGUACACUAAACACAUUUUGAAUUUGCUCGAAUCAGUUUACAAUGUCCAUUUAUGA